This is a messenger RNA of Oreochromis aureus, 4225 nucleotides long. RefSeq names its product gap junction protein epsilon 1 (gene gje1a). Gene Ontology annotation, cellular component: connexin complex. The record is from RefSeq and is a predicted model, not a curated record. The coding region runs from base 181 to 789 and encodes 202 amino acids. NCBI's taxonomy places the organism in Eukaryota, Metazoa, Chordata, Actinopteri, Cichliformes, Cichlidae. Gene Ontology annotation, biological process: cell communication. The transcript has 5 exons.
UUAACAAACAUCCGGGUGUCCUGUUAACCCCUCUGUUCCCUCCGUGCACUUCUGGAUGCGUUCAGAGCUGGGACCGGAAGUCGCGCAGGGUUAUCCUUGUGGCUUGACUGCGCUCUCUGUCCCGCAAAAUCCCGCAGCUGGCAUGAGUUUAGGAUCCGUGAGUGGAAAAAAGAGGGGGGAAUGAACAACACGCCGCCAGGAUUACGGUUGCUCAGGCCUCCUACAGUUAUAGGCCAGUUCCACACCUUGUUCUUCGGCUCCGUGCGGAUGUUCUUCCUGGGCGUCCUUGGCUUUGCCGUCUAUGGGAAUGAGGCGCUGCACUUCAGCUGUGACCCCGACCGCCGAGAACUCAACCUUUACUGCUACAACCAGUUUAGGCCCAUAACACCGCAGGUCUUCUGGGCAUUACAGCUGGUAACAGUCCUGGUUCCUGGAGCAGUAUUCCACCUUUAUGCUGCCUGUAAGAACAUAGACCAGGAGGAGAUCCUCGAGCGACCCAUCUACACAGUCUUCUACAUCAUUUCUGUUCUCCUGCGCAUCAUUUUGGAAGUCAUCGCCUUCUGGCUACAAAGUCAUCUCUUCGGCUUUCAGGUUCACCCACUGUACAUGUGUGAUGCCAGUGCUUUGGAAAAGGCUUUUAAUGUGACAAAGUGCAUGGUACCUGAACACUUUGAGAAAACCAUCUUCCUCAGUGCCAUGUACACCUUCACCGUAAUCACCAUACUUCUCUGUAUUGCCGAGAUAUUUGAAAUACUCUGCCGACGGCUGGGCUAUCUCAAUAAUCAGUGACACAAGUGCACAGAUAAAAUGACUUGGUAAACCUGUGUGACACCUUAUCUGCCAAUUUUACCGGGCUCCUGCCGGCUAUGGCUGGACUUUUAUAAAACAGGAAGCGAACAGAAGACCAAAACCUCACCUGUGGUCAAUUGUGAGUAAGUGGCACUAAGAAAUUUGAGACAGUCCAACAAUGUCAGAGCUGGCAAGUCUGAAAUAACCUCCAGAGUUUAACCAUAACUAUAGAGUGAUGAUCCCUGGUUGUAUAUCAGAUAUCAGUGGGUCUGUACUGGUUGUGUCCAAAGGUGUUGUGUAGACAAUAGUUACCUCUUACUGAACACUUGGGGAUGGACUAGAAAGACUUUUGGUUUUCUUUUUUUUCCUACAAGACAUGACUGAAGGACAGACUUCAUGGUGCUACUAAAAACUCUUUCCAGAUGGAUUACAGCCCAAUGUCAAACACCUCAAAGGCCCAUUACAAUCUUUUCUUGGAGUUGUACCUCAGAUCUGCCUAUACAGAAGAAACCCCGGAAGCAUUAGCUGCACACAUUUUUCUAAAGGGCCUGACAUGCACUAAAUGCAUCAUGGUUCAUCGAGCCAACUUGGUGCAUCCUCUGUGGACUCUGUUCACUUAUGGAGUGCCAACCUAAACAGUUCUUCUUACGGUGCAAAAAGAUCUGACUGGAAGGCGUAAGGUCUUCAUGUAAUGUAACUGUAAACAAUGCAAUUAACUGAAGAGCUAGUCACAUUAUUCUGUAUAAAGUGCAGAUGAACAUAACUGUCUAGCUUGCCUUUCAGGUGCCGACCACCAAACAUGACAGGCACAUCGCAGAGCUGGCCACAGAUUGUCACUCAUGCCAUGCAUAAGAAAUUGUCAUCCAGUAACCUUACCCAUGGGCGAGUGAAUUGCAGGUGCCAUUGCUUCCGACACUUGUAUGUGUGACAGUUAUCGCUUCCAAUGUGUGUCUGAUGUUGCUCAAGGUCUGUUCUGACCUUCACUUCGAUCAGCACAAGCACCACAACUUUGUUGUCAUUUCAUAUAAGAUGGUAGUUCUUAAACAACUUGAUCAUCAAGCUCAUGUGCCGGUUGAGCCUAAACAUAUGCUUGAGUUUACCUCAGUGAGAUUAAAAGGCAUCUUCAGACCACUGAUGCGUCUUACCAAAGAUGCCAUUGCUAAAAUGGUUGCUAUGUAGUGUUUUACUCUUCAAGGUAAAGAUCUGCCCAAAGAUGCAACUUAAUAUGAAAUGGGUUUGAUGCAAUGAACUACGAAAAGGAAGAAAACACCUUGUAAUAUAUAUUUUUAAAAAACUUUAUCAAAAUCUAUCACCUGAAAAAUCAGAGUUAAAAAGUAACAAUUAGAUUUGGCUGUAAAAAUGUGUUGAAAUGAAAAUGUUUCAGUUAUAUAGUAGUACUAAAGUUGUAAUGGUUUUGAAAUUUCUGAAACAAAGCAUCAAGCUCCAGUUAGAACAUACAUAUGUUAAUUUUUUGUUAAUAGGUAUUUAAUAAAAUUCUACUGGCAGAUUUGUUGAAAUCCAAGCUGGAGAAGGUUCAAGCCAUUCACGGUUCUGAACGUUCUGGGACACCAGAAGAGGUGUCCUGAGUCCCCCGCCUUUGCUUCACCCUUUUUUCUUUGCUUGAACUAUUAAUACUUUCUGUAAUAUUUUCCUUUGGUGUCAUUGUCCAUGUAUUUUGAAAAAGAUUACCUCAUGUUUUGUAAUGUUUUAUUUUUAAUCAGACAUCCAUCCAACUUUUGUUAUGAAGUUUUCAGCAAUCUGUUCAUCAUCUCAGGUACAAAAUUGCAUUACACGACAAAAGUGGAUCAAACCCUCUUUCCGAACCCUUUUAAACCCUUAACCCUUUUCCUCUCUCUGUGUCAUCACUCCAGUUGCAGGGUUUAGAAGGGUUUGAACCAGGUAUGUGACUCCUGUGAUUUGGGUUUGUCUGCGUUCUGGUAUCUGUGACUGGACGAUGGUUUUAAAUUUUGCCUCUAAAAGUUCUGUUACCAAGACUAGGGCCUGGUUUAUAUGAAAUUAACAACUGCAGAUGAAUUUGGCAGGAUAAAAGGUUUCAAUGUGGUGCAAAUAAUGAACAAAUCCAGGAAUCUCACUGGAUAAAAUGGGAUAAAACAAAUUUAAGUGCAUACCAGUGGUCUAUCUCAGUCUAUUCGCAUUAUCUUUGAGUUAGUUUAUCUUGUUCUGCUCAGGUAUACGAGGUGCUAUCAAAAAAUUCAGAGACUGGAGUGAUAGAAGCAAAACCCAUACCUGAUUUAAAUGUAGCUACCGUCCCCUUCACAGUAGUCACCUGAUACAACGAUCCAUAGUUUCGGCUUGUUAACCACACCUGGAACACUCCCCGGAAGUCCCAUUUUUCUCAUUGGUGCUGCUUCUGUUCAAUGGUGCAAAUAGUUUUUUGGUUUUUUUUCCCCCCCCCACCUGCAGGGUAACACAGACUAGUGUAACAUUCACCUAAGCUGCUUCUGGCACCUGUUGCAUGCUAAGAAAAGAACUUCUGAGGGAGAAGUCAGUGUCUUUUACUAGACUGUACACAUUUACUGUCUGGUUACCAGACAAGCUAGUUAGCUUACUUGCAGUUAGCAAUGCAGCUACCUUAAACAGCUCAUGCUACUUUGUCCACUAGCUAGCAAGUUGCCAGAGCACAUCACAUUUCUAUAGGUUUUAAGCCUCUGUUCAAACCGGUGGGCUAGUUUCAGUCCUUGUGAAAGGUACUGUUUAUAAGGUUGGGGAAACCUGUAGUCAGCUGAGACUGAAGAAGUCACCUGGAUGAGUGAUGCAAUGUUUCUCCCACUGAAAAUGCUAUGUCCAGAUGAACAGAAUCAACUUUUGGGGGUUUUAAGCUUCUAGUAAUUUCAAUCUUUCUGGUGUGACCAGGCUGACAUGUUAGUUUCAUGCUAUCACCUGUAAUUUUGAAAAACAAACCCAGGACAUUUAAAAUCCACAAGAAGAAAAUGUUUUGCUCAGGUUGGCCAAAGUUCAGCGUUCACUUGUUAGAUUUUACCAUAAGCUAAUUUGGCAGGGUCACACCUCGGGGCUAGUCUUGGUUAAGAGCUUAAUCAAAUUUGUACAUGAAGCUGUGUUUAUCUGUCUUUGAAUUAUUAACUCAGAUCUUGGAAAGCAGAGCUUGUUGUAUUUUUGCAAGGCUGAUUCACUGAUAAUCAACAGAACUGUAGAGAUUGGAAAUAUUGGGGGGUAUAUGUGAUAUUAAAUAUAUAAUUCAGUUAGUAGAUUGAUUGAUCAUACUUUAUUCAUCCCGAGGGAAAUUGGGUUAAGGCUGCCAGCCGUGCCAGCGCCGUCUUACCCUUAAAAAGGGGGCCACAAAUUCUCAGCUUGUUCUUUUAAUGAGCUCAUGUAAAAUAAGCACAAUCUGAUAUCGUCGUGUUGGUGUUGUUCCCAGAUCAUCAUACUAAAUGUUGUUCCAGGAUCAACAUUGCAA